Molecule: messenger RNA, 2402 nt
Organism: Oryza brachyantha (malo sina)
Lineage: Eukaryota; Viridiplantae; Streptophyta; Magnoliopsida; Poales; Poaceae
Exons: 9
Coding region: 644-2095 (483 amino acids)
Cellular component (GO): membrane
Source: RefSeq, a predicted model, not a curated record
UGCCGCUGCGUCGUCGGGGGACACGCUCGCCGACCUCGGCGGCGCCGCCGCCAAGGGGAUCGACAGCGUGCCAGGGAAAAAAGAAGCACUCCAUCUCGUUUGGAACAAGUCAACACUGGUUGGUUUAUUGGUGUACUUAGUACUAGUAUUUAUUAAUCGUGUCGGUGCUCUGAUCUGCGACUGCUAGGACGAUCUAUUCGGUCUGCCUGACGUGAAGUAACCACGUUCACACGAAGCAUUUCUUUCUUAUGGGAGUAGUAGAACUGAAUUUUUCUUGUUUCUGUGCAAAGGAUGCUCUUUUGUUCACUGGUUCCUACGGAGCAGAAUCUAAAUAUUCGUAAUUUAUGCUUGGAAAUGUGAGGUUCGAUGCUUUACUUAUCGUACAAGGCUACAACCAAGUGGCAAUUCCCAUUUGCUUUUAGCCCUGUACAAGCAAGCGGAACUUUUAUGGUUGUUGUUGUUGUUAAAUAUAUCAGCGGAACUGUGAUGGUUGUUGUCGUUAAAUAUAUCAGCGGAACUUUGAUGGUUGUUGUCGUUAAAUACUGGACUGGUACUAAAAGGUGGCUGUUCUCCUUUUGUGUGAACUGCUGCUACAACAGAAGUGAAUAACUUGGGACCAUGGGCGAAGGGGCUUCUGAAAGGGAUGCCGGCCUCGGCGGCAGGGCCAGCAGCUAUGGGUCCAGUUGCGAAGUAUCCGCUGGUUCUGGCAGAGGAGAGGACGCGGCGGCCAGAUGUUCUUGAUCACCUUAGGAUGUAUGGAGGAGGGUGGAACAUCACUAACAAGCACUAUUGGGCGUCUGUUUCAUUCACAGGAGUUGCUGGAUUUGUUCUUGCUGCUGUGUGGUUUAUCUCAUUUGGGAUUGCUGUAGCUGUACACUGCUUUUGUAAAUCAAGAAUAGGCAAAGAAAAGGAUUCUCAUGCAGAUAUACUGCACCUUGUGUUGCUUGUGGUCUUCACACUUGCCUUAACAGCUGGAUCUGUUGUCCUUUUGUAUGGGCAGAGUAAAUUCGGUAAACAAGCUACGGGCACUGUUGAUUUUGUUGUGAACCAAUCUGAUUUCACUAUUCAGACACUAAGGAAUGUCACCGAUUACUUGUCACUUGCAAAGACAAUCAGUGUGGCAGCACUCUAUCUUCCUUCAGAUGUUCAAGGCCAGAUUGACAACUUGAAAGUUGACUUAAAUAAAGCAGCUGAUACUAUAUCUGAAAAGACAUCAGAAAACUACAGAAGGAUCAGAAAAGUUCUCCAUAAUGUGUCUGUUGGCUUGAUUUGCGUAGCGGUGUUGAUUCCUGCUCUUGCAUUCCUGGGAUAUGUUCUGGAGCUAUAUGGACCAAGAUGUACAGUUUAUGUAUUUGUUACUUUAUGCUGGAGUGUAGUGGCAGCUCUCUUCGUUCUUCUAGGGGUUUUUCUGAUAUUAAACAGUGUUGCAAAGGAUACUUGUGGAGCAAUGGAUGAAUGGGCACAGCAUCCUCAAGCAGAGACAACUCUCAGCAACAUUCUUCCAUGUGUAGAUGAAAGCACAACCAAUCAAACCUUGUACCAGAGUAAACAUGUUGUGGUAAUUCUUGUACGGUUAGUUAAUAAAGCUAUAUCUGCUCUUUCAAAUCGAAGACCACAUCAUAAACAUCCUACACAGUUCAUGCCUUACCUGUGUUCUCCUUACGAUGCAAACCUGACUGAUCGGCAGUGCAAGUCUAGGGAGGUCACCUUUGAUAAUGCAACCACGGCAUGGCUGAACUAUACAUGCAUGGUUCCUGACGCAGACUUGUGCUCUGGCCCCAGAACCAUAACUCCGGAGAUAUACAGCCAGCUUGUGUUAGCUGCCAAUGUGAGCUACGCUCUGUACCAUUAUGCCCCUCUCAUGCUCAACCUCCAGGACUGCAAGUUCGUCCGCGACACAUUCAACUCCAUCGCUUCGCAGUACUGCCCUCCUCUGUGGCGCGACCUCAGCUUGGUCUCAGCAGGCCUGGCUCUCAUUGCCUCUGGCUUCGUACUUGGCCUCCUCUUGAUGCUUUUUGCGGACCGCCCCCAAAGGGAGGAGGAGUCCGAGCUGCCAUCAGGGUCAAGGAUCACACCAGUAGACUGCUCUCCAUGAUAGUAGGUGGAUGAGUGUUUACUCCAUGCUUGUCCAAACUAGCUCAGUUCUAUGGUCAUUCAAACUAGUAUAGCAAUUGCCUGUAAUAGUUAGGAAAAGGAAGAAGGCGAAAGCACUGGGGGCAAAGCCCCCAUUUUGCAGGGGAGAGCUAGGUGGAUGAUUCCUUCCUUCCAUGACUUAUACAUGGUAUGUUUCAGGGAAUAAUUGUAAAUGCUAAUGGCUAACAAAAUUUGGGGCAAAGCCCCACUAUGAUAUGAAGAGCAAUGUUCUGUAUCCUCCAUCAUUGUUCAGCUGGACAUGUUCCAUA